AUGUUUUAUUUCACAUGCAUCGAAACAAGGAGCGUUGAUAAAAGCUCCUUGAUCGAAAGCAAGGUAAAAUACGUGUCUUACACGGGGCCAUUCACAAUGAACUUACUUGAAAUAUAUUGACAUUGUUAAUUCCUUGUUGAGCACAGUUACCCUUCAUCAGGUGAAAAAAUCCCAACAACCUCUAAACAUACAGUCUUUUUAUGACAAUUACUAAACGUAGUUAGUCACGCACCGCUAAAGAAGCAAUUUCCCGCUGACAUUUCCGCCCGGUCGACCGCACAACUCAGAACCCAGGACUGUGUACCUCCGCCCUAUCCCGCGACUAUCAAACUUUGCCUGCUAAUGUCUUUAGUUACAAAAAUACUUUCACCAAUAUGAAGUUUGAGAUCAGUUGGGGUCAGCAUGGAAUUUCUCGCCGCUAAAACACCCGUCCAUGCAGCUGUUUACUUUUUGUGUCGGAACUCUAUUACACUGGUAGUAAUAUAUCAAAAAGACCUUAAGAAAUAAAAACGUUAGUGCUGUAUCUUUCAGGUAACAAAUAGUAUGAAUUUCAUAUAAGAUAAAUAUUUGAUAUAAAACAACAGAUGGGCAAAACAAGCUUAAGACGGAACCACACAUCUGCUUGAAGUUUACGAAGGUGCCAAUCAUUGCAGACGUCACGACGUACCACUGCUCUGUCACGUGCCAACAACCCGCCCCAACUUGUGAUUAUACAUCAUGUUUUCUUCGAAUAAUAAGUAAUUGUCUGGAGAGGAAAAAGUAGCUGGAACACACCUUUCGGGCAGGUGUUUUUGCUACCUGCGAUUGUUUCAUUAUUUCGCAAUGACCGCGGUCUUAAAUACGGGAUAGACAAACUCUAUUCUCAACUGCAAGAUGGCUUCUUUCCGUACGCGAGUGUUCCGCGCUUUGCCUUUGGUUGUUUUCGUGUGGCUGGCCGCCAUGGUCGGGCUGGGUCUGCCGUUGUCUUGCCCAGACCGGUGCAAUUGUGAGCCGGAGGCGGCAGAUUGUAGCGGCAAGGGUCUCACCGGAAUCCCCGAGGGCUUCGCAGAGUCCACACAGACCGUGGACCUGUCCCGUAACAAGAUCAGCCGCAUACGGAAAGGGAACUUCAUGGGGAUGGAUCACCUUGUGUCCAUUUCGCUGUCAAAACAGGAACGUCUGAUCGCUCUGACAUCGAAAGGCACUUUCCAGGGACUGUCCGACCUAAGGAUGCUAAAUCUGUCUGCCAAUAAGCUGAACGACAUUUCAGUCGGCGUGUUUGACGGCUUGGAGAACCUGCGUACACUGUACCUGAAUGACAACAGUCUCCGCCAUCUGAAGCCUGGCCUGUUCGUGCCGCUCAAGAAGCUACAGGAAAUAUCCCUGGAGAACAACCACAUGGCCACCCUAACGGAGGACGUCUUCACCAAGCCGCUCGGAGGUCAACUGCUCAUGUUUUUGAAAGGGAACGAGUGGGUGUGCGACUGCGCCAUCAAGUGGCUGCUGUCGCACACUGCAGCUGGCGGGCUGUCCCAGACGGCCUACUGCGUGGAACCUCCGCAGUUCCGCGGGAAGGAGAUGAACAGCCACCUCCAUGCCAUCGUCAAAUGUGACGAGAACGGGCAGCUGCUCCAGGAAGGCAGCGUGUUUGAGAUGUACGACAUGCGGCUGGUUCUGGUGUCUGCAGCCGGAGCUGGGAUCAGCGUGUUGGGCGGGGUCCUGUUCUGGGUGCGCCUGCGCAGAAGAAAGAAGUCUAUGACCCAAAUGGGACUGCUGCCUCCCGAGGCGUCGUGUCUGGACGUGCUGCCAUUCGUGUGCUGCGGGCCCACCCUCCCUGCCGACGUGCAGAUGCAGCUGUCAACCACCCUCCGCAAUGGUGUUCCGUGCGCAAGGAACGACUACGCCAUGAACCCAUUGGAAAAACAGUCCAAGUUGGACUCCGUCAACUGCCUCAGAGCCAAAAACCUGGGUCUAGACGACAGCUUCAUCGAGCAGCUGCAAGGUGUGUUCUUGGACGAGCGCCUGCUGAACUUGCACAACCAGCCGCUGGGCGAGGGCUCCUUCGGACGGGUUCUGAAGGGAGAGCUCAAUCUGCCGGGAAACGACAAGAUCCCCAUCGCUAUCAAGACCAGCAAAGAUUUCCGCACCACUCCUGACCUGGAGAAGUUCCUAAGUGAGGGUCUGGUCAUGCGCCACUUUAAACACCCCAACAUCAUGAACCUACUGGGGGUGUGCAUGCGUGAUGACGCGUCACCGCUCGUGGUGCUCCCGCUCAUGGACAAGGGCGACCUGCUGUCCGUCCUGGUCAAGUCACGGAAGAAGACAGAGGACGGCAAAGUCAAGGCCGAAAGUGAGUUCAAGCUGGACGAGUUGCUGUACUUCGCCUAUCAGGUCGCCUGUGGCAUGGAAUACCUGGCGGCACUGCAGUUCGUGCACAGGGACCUGGCUGCCAGGAACUGCAUGGUGAACAGCCAGAGGAACGUGAAGGUGGCGGAUUUCGGCUUCCUGAUCGAGAUCCCCCCGGAGAAGGAGGUGGUGACCGAGCGGGGCAUGGGCCGCGUGCCCAUCAAGUGGAUGUCCGUGGAGAGCAUCGUCAGUGGAACCUUCUCCAUGAAGUCUGACGUGUGGAGUUUUGGCGUGGUUCUGUGGGAGAUCAUCACGGCCGGAGCCCCUCCCUACGGCAGACUCAGCAACAAGGACACCAUGGUGCAGGUCAAGAACGGCUACCGUCUGCCCAAACCUCAGCACUGCCCCAGUGAACUAUAUGACAUCAUGCGGAGCUGCUGGCUGAAAGACGCCUCGGGAAGGACGGACUUUGAGAGCCUGGUGAAGAGACUGGAGCUGAUGCUCAACAAGUUCACCACAAAGGACGCACCCCCUCCCAAUUCACAGGGCGGUCCUCCCCCUCUCCCUCCUCCCAAUGGAAAUGCACAGGGCGGCCCUCCACCCCUUCCCCCUCCCAACGCACAGGGCGGUCCUCCCCCUCUUCCCCCUCCCAACGCACAGGGCGGUCCUCCCCCUCUCCCCCCUCCCAACGCGAAGGGCGGUCCUCCCCCAAACGCAAAGGGCGGUCCUCCCCCAAACGCAAGGUGCGGUCCUCCUCCAAACGCAAAGGGCGGCCCUCCCCCAAACGCGAGGGGCGGCCCUCCGCCAAACGCAAAGGGCGGCUCCCGUCCCAAAACAAAGGGCGGCCCCAACGAAAAUGGUGGUCCGCCUCCUCUCCCUCCUCCCAACGCAAAAGGUGGUCCUCCUGCAAGCGCAAAGAGCGGCCCUCCUACCCUUCCCCCUCCCAACGCAAAGGGAGCUCCUCCCCCAAACGGAAAUGGCGGUCCUCCUCCACUCCCUCCCCCUAACGCCAACCGUGGGCAGAAGAAAAAGUGAGAGAAUGCUUUGAGGCUUUGAAAGUCUUGCAGAAAGGCACACAUGUCUUUCUUCAAAACUUAAUGCUAGUUCAGCUGUAUUCGUGGGCUAUAGUCGUUCUUUUUACAGAUAGGGUAUUUAGGGAUAUCGAGUCGACGGACGGACGGUAGUUUCAAAUUGUAAUAAGAUGUAUUUUCAAAAUAUUGCCGCUUGAAACCACCGUCCGUCGACUUGAUAAUGAUAUCUCUAAAUACCCUGUUUUUUAAAAACAACGAUAUAGGUUACCCAACGGAUAAAGGUGCUCUGACAACAAACACAAGUACAUUGUAUGAGCUUUGUCUCUAAUACAAAGUAAGCGUUGUGUGGUCUGGAUAUUCAUAUACGAGAUUAGCAAUUAUAGAUGCGCUGGAGUGCUAGGCCGAAUGAAGGUAGCCGUAAAUCCCACUACUAUCUCCCCCGCCCCCUGACCGAAACCUCUGCAUAGAGAAUAGGUUUUACCGAUUGAACAUCACUAACAGGUUUUUCCUUGUCAUUCACAAACAUUGUUUACAGCUUUAAAUCGCACGUGGAAUACAAUUACCUAAUAUCACAUGAUGACAGUCUAUCAAGUCAUGAUACUUUGUAGGGCCUUGAUGUUAAAAUGAUGAGAUGAUGGAAACAGAGCCUGCGAUCUAACCUUCAAAUCUAAAGACAUAGUUGGAACCUUAGUAAUAUUAGUUUUCUAAUGUCAUAAAUAAUAGCAUCAAUUACAUUAUAACAAGUGUCUAUGUGAAUGUACGUAAUAAAUACCAAGGUCCAACUUAACUAAUUGCAUUACCAGGCGUUGUGUAGAGAAAUGAAUUUUACAAAGUAUCACUGUGUUGCAAUUAUUGAUCAAAGAAAAGCUUAACUUUUGACUUUUAUUAUAGUAAUGUGAAUAAUGCUGGUCAACAUAGCAAUGUUUUGGUCAUUGUACCUGCUUUGUUCGAUGGUGAGAAAUUUUAUCAGAAAAAACUGACGUCCCUGUUUUGGUUCACAUUAGCUUUGCUGAACUUGGACUACACAUCCCUAGCUUAACAUUUCAAGUACUCAGUGUAGACUUUUUGGACGGAUAUUUUAUGUCUAUUGCUUUAGCAAUUGUUCCUCGGAUGGUUAUGUUAUCAUGGUCAAUCGUGUGGAUAGUUGCAUAGUAGAAAAUCAACUGCUUGUAUACCUACCAUGUUGGUUUCAUUAUAUGGAUGACAUCCUCUUGUGCGUGCGUGCCGAUAAAAAAUGGCCAAAAAAGUUGCUUUUAUUAUUAAAUCCAAGUGGUCAGGAAUGUUAAACAACUGAUCCAACACACAAUGUGGGAUGCCUUGGUGGAAUACCGAACAAUAGAUUCUUCAUUUUCGAAUUCCUUCUUGCCCAUCGUCUUCUUAGACCUUGGAAUCGACGUUGGCAUUCUGACAUAAGCAUAUGUUUUCCGAUAUUUCUCGUUUAAUCUGUGGCAUAUAUUUUGCAGCUGCUUUGUACGAUUUACAGCAUGGUUGUAAACGUUUUUGGAAAUGCCUAAAAAUUGAUGCGCAUGUGGAUAUCAUGCAUAAUCAAAUUAACAUGGCCUUUCUAAAAAGUUACAAGCAAAGGAAACUUUUGGUACGCCAUGGAACUUCGUGAAAUGUUUAACCAUCUAAACAGGUGGCUUUGAAAGAAGUAACAUGAUAAAAAUGCUGUUAAAGUUUUAAUUGCAAAAUUCUUAUGUUCAAGUAUAUGAUGUAAUGCACCAAAUCAAAUAAAAAAUGUGAAAAAUGAA
Molecule: messenger RNA, 5107 nt
Organism: Branchiostoma floridae (Florida lancelet)
Lineage: Eukaryota; Metazoa; Chordata; Leptocardii; Amphioxiformes; Branchiostomatidae
Product: hepatocyte growth factor receptor-like
Exons: 16
Coding region: 874-3360 (828 amino acids)
Biological process (GO): phagocytosis; cell surface receptor protein tyrosine kinase signaling pathway; positive regulation of kinase activity
Cellular component (GO): signaling receptor complex
Molecular function (GO): ATP binding; transmembrane receptor protein tyrosine kinase activity; protein binding
Source: RefSeq, a predicted model, not a curated record